AUGCUGUUACCUCGCUCUGAUGAUGUCCAUCAUAUGACGGACGGAAACUUAGCACCUUUUCACCGGAAUCGAAGGAGAUUACCUCGGAAACAGCGUCGGCAUGAAUGCUCCAGUAAAGCCAAUCGACAGUUGGUCAAGAGGAAUCCGCCGUCCUCUUCUGGUGGAACCGACCUACGAAUCUCUUCACCCAACACUUUCACUCGAAUUGGAAGCGGAGCUGGAGUAGACACUUUGGUCCCCUCAUCCGGCGAUGCAGCUUCUCUCGACGCUUUCUCCAUCAAGAAUGUGCCGUGCACUCGUGUCUGUACAUGUCUUGAUGGUCCAGACUCUGGGUCCUGUUCUACACGUUCCGCUCUUUCGAAGUUUUCCAUCCUGCAACACUUGAGGGAGGAAACUGUGGAAGACUCCUUCAUCGAGACCUGCUGGUCUCUGCAAAACCUCGGCUUAGAAACGCACCAUGCGCCAACACAAAUUAACUUAUCUUCCCUCUGA
Protopolystoma xenopodis is the source of this 492-nucleotide messenger RNA. Lineage: Eukaryota; Metazoa; Platyhelminthes; Monogenea; Polystomatidea; Polystomatidae. The record is from the annotation of a GenBank genome assembly.